UCGUAGCAGCGAUAGCGAAGAGAAAGUAAAUCAAAACAAUACAAGUAUUUUUAAAAAGGACAGUUAUUCCUACAUCAUCCACCGUAGAAGUGAUUACAGUGUUUGUGAUAAUAACCUUUCUAUAUUAAUGUUAGGUAGCUUUUUAGCCCUUAUGUUGUAUGGAUGAUAUGCUUAAAAUUAUUUAAGCUUCUUCAAUUGUAUCAUAACAUAGAGUCUACGUUAUGAAGCUGAAAGACAUCUGCUGUGCCUGUUUAAGUAUAGAAAGGAGGUUAACGCCGCUGAAUUGCAUUGAUGAUGGCGCAAAUAAACUGUUUUGUUUACUUUCAAACGACUCCGACGCCUACCAGGCGAUGUUUAACAAGGAGUCAACGCACCAGUACAUUUGCUGGGAGUGCGGCGCUUUGCUCAGGCGGCUGUACAGCUUCCGCCAACAGGUGUUGGUUGCGCAGACGCAGCUGGUGGAUAUACUCGACGACACACACGAUAUAGACUCAAAUAAGGAAUGCUUAUCAAAACUGUCGUACAACUAUAAGAGAUCAUUAGAUAAGGAAUUAGUUUAUAAUGAAGUUAACAAAGAAAGCGACGAUGAAGAUGAUAUGAAAAACGAUGAAAUACCUGAAGUAGAUGUGAAAACCGAAGGCGAUGCGUUUUCAGACUUACCCUGUGCAGAGAAUGAAAAUAUUAUCAAAGAGGAAAGCAAAAAUAAUGAAAACGACAUGAAACAAGAAUUCAAGAUCAAAGAUGGCGGAGAAAAUGGUUGUUACACAGUAGCGAUCGCGAAAGAUGAGACAACAGAAUGCAUACCUAGGAGAAGGAUGUUAAAGAGAAACGUUAAUGUGACAGCUAAACGGAAAACUUCAGCAAAAGCUACUAAAAAUAAUUUAAAAAGAGUCAAACAAUUAGAGGAAAAUAAUAAAGUAACCAAACAGGUCACAAAAUCACCAGCUGCCCCGAAACCAAGAUGUCCGCGAAAAGUCCAAAGCAGACAGAAAGCAGAGCCAACCUAUCCAUGCACAGAGUGUGGCCAGAUUUUCGCUACUUACACCAGGCGGUAUGAACACGUCAUGAAACAUCACAAGGAGGGAUACCAGUGCUCGACUUGCGGGAAGAAGUUCCACAUAAAGAAGUCAUUUCUGAGGCACGAACGUGUACACAUCGCAAAAACUCUACCCCGCGAGAAGUGUGCGGUGUGCGACGCGAUGGUGCGCUGCGACCUGGUCCAAGACCACGCGCUCAGGCACGCGAGCAAAGACAGGGGCACGUACGAGUGCGUCCCGUGCGAGAAGAAGUUUGCCAACAAAAAUUCGUACCGGAAACACAUGACCGAGGCAAAGGCCCAUCUCGCACCGGACACAGAGAAAAAGUACGAGUGCGAGACGUGUCACAAAUCGUUUCCGACACUUAUGCUGUACAACUGUCACAUGAGAUAUACGAAGAGGCACGCCGUGCGAGCAGCAGUCUACCGAUACAAGUGCUCUAUGUGCGACAAGAGUUAUAGGAAUCCCGCGGCGUUGCGCGACCACGUCAACUACGUUCACAUGGGCAAGACGCAACACAAAUGCACUGAGUGCGAUAAGGCCCUAGCGAGUCCGCAAUGCGUCGCACGCCACAUGAAGCUAUUCCACGGCGGGUACAAAUAUCCAAAGAACAAACUUUGCGAUACGUGCGGAAAGGCCUUCUCGUCAAAGAAAGAACUACGGGAGCACGAGUCAGUUCACACUGGCGAACGUCCGUUGAAGUGCGACGUGUGUGGAGACACCUUUAGGCAGAGCGGCGCUUUGUACACACACAAGCGUAGAGUCCAUAAAGUUCCGGUGAAGCCUUCUGUUGAACUGGUGACCGAACCGGACGAGACCGUUGAACGACUGAUAAAGAACUGUGAACUGAACGAAGCUGAUCUUGUUAUUAAUAGGGUAAUAAAGGAUAUAAAAGAUUGAA
This is a messenger RNA of Pararge aegeria (speckled wood butterfly), 1938 nucleotides long. Its product is annotated as zinc finger protein interacting with ribonucleoprotein K-like. The record is from RefSeq and is a predicted model, not a curated record. Gene Ontology annotation, molecular function: RNA polymerase II cis-regulatory region sequence-specific DNA binding; DNA-binding transcription activator activity, RNA polymerase II-specific. The transcript has 10 exons. Lineage: Eukaryota; Metazoa; Arthropoda; Insecta; Lepidoptera; Nymphalidae. Gene Ontology annotation, biological process: regulation of transcription by RNA polymerase II. The coding region runs from base 222 to 1937 and encodes 571 amino acids. Gene Ontology annotation, cellular component: nucleus.